AUGUCAGACCCAGCAGCCCAAAUAUCCGCCCAACUCACAGCUACAAAAUCUCUCACGCCAAACCCCACAUGGCUCUCCGCCUUCCUAACAACCCAACGGCCCACCACGCCCUUCCCAGCUCUGACACAAACGGCAUGUUUCCGUCUGCUAGCCUCCGACAUCACACAAUCUCUCACCACCACCCCUUCAACCUGCUUCCCGCAAGACGUGCAUAAUGUCAAUCUCAAAGAGCGUCGCCUCGGUGGCUCAAUCGCUGUGCAAGUGUUGGCAGUCGAGGACAUGAGCAAGAGUCGCUGGGAGCAGAUUGAAGCAAUCGAAGCGCUGGAAAGGGGAGAGGGCACCAAGGGGAGGGAAAUCAUUCGCGUGGCUGCUACAGUGGAGGAUGACAGUGCAGGAGCAACAGUUCAGAAAGGUGGUGGACCGCAUAAACUGUUGCUUCAAGAUGCGGCAGGGAGACGGGUGUAUGGGAUUGAGCUGAAGGGACUAGAGGGAGUGGGGCUGGGCAUGAGCAUUGGCUGUAAGAUGAUACUAAAAAAUACACUGGUAGCGAGAGGGGCUGUGCUGCUGGAGCCUACCACGGUUACGGUGUUGGGAGGCAAGAUUGAAGAGCUGCAUAAGGCAUGGAAGGAGGGCAGGAAGGCGGAAUUGAAGGCUGCUAUCGAGGCGACUGAGCAUGAAACACGGGGUUCAGAAUGA
This is a messenger RNA of Letharia columbiana, 696 nucleotides long. RefSeq lists its product as uncharacterized. The record is from RefSeq and is a predicted model, not a curated record. The transcript has a single exon. Gene Ontology annotation, cellular component: RecQ family helicase-topoisomerase III complex; nuclear body. Bases 1 to 696 code for a protein of 231 amino acids. NCBI's taxonomy places the organism in Eukaryota, Fungi, Ascomycota, Lecanoromycetes, Lecanorales, Parmeliaceae. Gene Ontology annotation, biological process: resolution of meiotic recombination intermediates; double-strand break repair via homologous recombination.